AUGACGGACGCCUUGGCAAUUGGCAUGUUCAUUUUUGCGCUGUUUUACCAGACCCUUGCAUUUCAUCCCAUAUAUGCUGGAAGUCGAAGGCAGAUCUCUAGUUCAGUCACAGGUAGCGCGACCGCCGAUCCAUCCUUGAAUAUCAUCACCUUUACUGAAGAUGAUGAGACGCUGAUCGACGCAGCUACAUUCAUGGUUGACUCUUUUUGGCUAGGAUCCGACCAUCAGGUGAUCGGAGACGUGAAAUCAAUAUCAAUAAACAGUCGCUCAAAGUUGAUUCAAGAGCAAGCAUACGACCUGAGUUCAAAGUACGCUGAGCGCAUGGGGAAACGGCUCUUAGAUUCUCGGUUUUUGAUAGGAAAGAAUGCAGACUCUGGUAUUAUUCUGGGAGUAGUCGGCGUCGAAACGACGUUGUACGACAAAGGCAGGAAAAACAUUCUCUCGGAGCAUCGAGCAUAUAAAGACAGUAUGGUAGAACAAGUUACGAAAGAAUUGUUGUCACCUGGCUACAUCGCUAUCUGUUGUUUGUCCAAUCUCGCUGUGCGCCAGGAAUUGCGUGGUCGAGGUAUUGCGUUGCAACUUUGCACGGAGGCAGAACGCGUCGCUGCUGAAUGGAAGUACAAUAGUAUUUUCCUCAAGGUAGAGGUAACAAAUACGGCGGCUCGGUCUCUUUACGAGAUGAAACUCAACUAUCUGCUUGAAUCCACUAUUGAGUCUGCGAGCGCCAUGCGUGUUCAGGCCGACACAGGUGCUCUGAUCGAAGUAGAUGCUGAUACUCUUAUUCUAAAAAAGAAAUUGUAG
Molecule: messenger RNA, 801 nt
Organism: Phaeodactylum tricornutum CCAP 1055/1
Lineage: Eukaryota; Bacillariophyta; Bacillariophyceae; Surirellales; Neidiaceae
Exons: 2
Coding region: 1-801 (266 amino acids)
Biological process (GO): N-terminal protein amino acid acetylation
Cellular component (GO): chloroplast
Molecular function (GO): N-acetyltransferase activity
Source: RefSeq, a predicted model, not a curated record